Messenger RNA from Plasmodium gallinaceum, 954 nucleotides. RefSeq names its product tRNAHis guanylyltransferase, putative. The transcript has a single exon. Gene Ontology annotation, biological process: tRNA modification. The record is from RefSeq and is a predicted model, not a curated record. Lineage: Eukaryota; Apicomplexa; Aconoidasida; Haemosporida; Plasmodiidae. Gene Ontology annotation, molecular function: magnesium ion binding; tRNA guanylyltransferase activity. Bases 1 to 954 code for a protein of 317 amino acids.
AUGGCUAACAGCAAAUUUUCUUAUGUAAAAUUAUAUGAAGAAGAGAAAAAAAUUUUAUUUAAUUGCUUUUUUGUACUAAGAAUAGAUGGUUGUGACUUUAAAAAUUUUAUAAAAGAUCAUGAAUAUAAUAAGCCUAAUGAUAUAAAAGGAUUAAAUUUAAUGAAUGAAUGUGCAAUUGAAGUAUUAAAAAAAUUUAGUGAGAUAGAUUUAUGUUAUGGACAUUCGGAUGAGUAUAGUUUUUUAUUUAGAAAAACUACAAAACUUUGGAAUAGAAGAUAUAAUAAAAUACUAAGUAAUGUUGUAUCAUAUUUUACUUCUUCUUUUGUACAUAAAUGGAAGAAUUUUUUUAAAAAAGAUUUAGUAUAUCUACCAUGCUUUGAUGCACGAAUUAUUACUUAUCCUUCUGAAAAAGAAAUAAAGGAUUAUUUUUCAUGGAGACAAGUAGAUUGUCAUAUUAAUACUCAAUAUAAUGAAUGCUUCUGGAACUUAAUUUUAAAAGAUAAUUAUACUAAUGAAGAAGCUCAUAAAUUUUUAUUAACAACUCAAACUAAAGACAAAAAUGAAUUAUUAUUCACUCGUUUUAAUAUUAAUUACAAUAAUAUUCCUGAAAUAUUUAGAAGAGGAACAAUUAUAAUUAGAAAUAAGAAUUUUCAAAAAAAAAUUACUCCCAAUAUAAAAUUUAACAAGGAAUUUGAUAAUACUACUAAAUUAGACCAACAUCAAAGUAUAAAAGAUAAUUGUAAUAUAAAUACUAGUGUUCAUUUCAAAGAUAACUUUAAUUUAUAUUCCAAUGAAAAUAUAGUUGAUAAUUCUGAUAUGAAAUUUAAUCAAGAAUUAAAUGAUAAUUUAAGUAAAUUCAUUAUAUCUCAUGAAAAUUUAAUUAGUGAAAAAUUUUGGAAUAAAUAUAGUUAUAUUUUUAAAACAAAAGAAAAAAAAGAAGAACAACAAAGUUAA